Molecule: messenger RNA, 2835 nt
Organism: Kalmanozyma brasiliensis GHG001
Lineage: Eukaryota; Fungi; Basidiomycota; Ustilaginomycetes; Ustilaginales
Product: Mini-chromosome maintenance complex-binding protein
Exons: 1
Coding region: 1-2835 (944 amino acids)
Biological process (GO): DNA-templated DNA replication
Molecular function (GO): chromatin binding; pyridoxal phosphate binding
Source: RefSeq, a predicted model, not a curated record
AUGGUGCCAGACACUGACUUCUCCUUGGCCCUCACCAAGCCUCUAGAUGUUGUCCAGCAGAUCUACAAUGAUGCACAGGACAAGACGCAAACCAACAUCACCAAGUCGGUGGAGACGCACUUUCGCCAGCUAUUUUCUUCUCCCGACGCAAGCGCAAAGAUCCCUUCCCUAUCACCCGACAACAUCAGCACGCUCCUCCCGAAGCCCGAUUCAAAUCCGUCGAGCACCCAUCGGCUGGUCCGCUUCCGCGCCAUGAUCCAGGAUACCGGUCUUGGCACCGAGGUGUUCCUCGCAAAGCACCAGCACGACGGCCGCACCUUCACGGGGUUGUACGGCGGCGAGGCGAGCAUUGCGAGCUCUCAAGAUACGGCGGACCACUCGGAACAUGACGAGCUCGAUCAUCAGAACCUCGCUGAAAGGACCGUCAUGUAUGCCGUCUCUGUGCCUGGUCAGCCUGCAUGGGCAGCAGAAGCCCACCGCGAGGCAGCCGCGGCACAAAGCUCUCACUCCGACGUCGACCAGCUUGCCAGCGCUACUUCGGCAGUGACGCUGGACGAGCCACAAUCUCCCCAGAAAGUGCAAGAGGUCCGCGAGCGCAUUCGCAAAGCCGCACAGAAGGGCAAAGAGAUUGGCUCGGCAGGCAAGGAGCCCCGAUUGGUAGCUAUCUCGAAGCUGCACCCACCGUCUGCCAUCCUUGCAGCUCACAAGAAGGCAGAUCAGCUUCACUUUGGCGAGAACUACGUACAAGAGAUGGUGGACAAGGCCAAGGUGCUUCCUCGAGAGAUUCGAUGGCACUUUGUCGGUGGACUGCAGAGCAACAAGGGCAAGCUGCUGGCUUCCAUCCCGAACUUGUACCUUCUCGAGACGCUCGACUCGGUCAAGGCUGCCAACGUCCUGCAAAAGGCCCUUUCGUCGCCUGAUGCAGCGAAAAGAGACGAGCCGCUGCGGGUCUACCUCCAGGUCAACACCAGUGGUGAAGACGCCAAGAGUGGCUUGCCGCCCAUUUCAUCGGAAGACGCCGAGCAAGCCAAGGACAGCGAGUUGCUACAGCUGGCGAUUCAUGUCAUCACGAAGUGCCCUGAACUUCGUCUGCGAGGUGUCAUGACCAUCGGUGCAGCCGACAACAGCUCGAGCGCCAGUGCUGAGUCUGCCAAGAGCGUCGACGAGAUCAUCUCCGCCAACCCGGAUUUCGAAAGGCUCAUCCAGACCCGUACGAACCUCGUUCAGCUUCUACGCAAUUCCAAUGAUGUUCAGAAAGCAGACGAGCCGCACAUCAAGGAGGCUUAUGCGGAUCUGCUGGAGGGCACUGACGCGACUGGCGGUCUGGAGCUCAGCAUGGGCAUGUCAGCCGACAUGGACGUUGCGACGAUGGCUGGUAGCGACAAUGUCCGCGUAGGUACCGACUGCUUCGGCCGUCGUCCCGGCACUAGGGAGGAAGCGACGAACGGCAUGAAGCGCGAGCUCGAGGUGGGCCCAGAGGCUGCGGCUGAGGAGCUGCGAAGUCAGCAGACUCCGUCAACGUCAUCCAACUCCGCUUCCUCCUCCGAGCCCAACAAGACCAGCCUGCCCCGCGCGUACCUUGCCAAGUCUCCACUUCCUGAGGUGCCUCACGUCGGCGGGCUGAUCAAGCUAUACGAUCUCGACGCAGCAGAGAAGUUCAAGACAACCGAGCUGAUCGAGGUGGUCGGCAUCCUGGACACUGCUGGACUUCCACAAGCUGAAUGGCAAGAGACCGGAUCUGCUGCCGGAUCGUCGUCUGAGCCUGCGCAGGUGCCCUGCGUGCACGCGUUGUAUGCUUCCUCGGUAGACCUCGACUCCCUUGCAGUCGAAGCGUCGAGUUCGAGCGUCCUGUCGCAAUCAUCAGAGCGAGAGGCUUUGGUGGACUACCUCGCCGGCGCGCUUGGUGGGGACAAGGUUGCCGCUGAGCUCGUUCUGCUCGCUACAAUUGCGCGCAUUCACGUCCGUCGCGCAAACCUUUGCCUCGGCGCGCUCACGCUGAACGUGUCCAACUUUGGCGCGCCUGCAUCAGCCAAGACAGCACAGACCGAGCUCUCGCGUCGACUCACCCAGCUGCUGCCCGCAGUGGUGGAUGUCUCGAUGGACCUGUCGACGCUCAACGACGACAAGAAGCCGCUGUACCCACGAAGCGCUGGCGAAGGGACCGGUCUCGAAGCUGGGCGACUGCAGCUGGUCAACGGAACCACGGUUGUCGUCAACGAAGGCACGAUGGGCGAGGGGCAACUCAAAGACACGGGCAUCCGCAACAUCAAGGCGCUCUCGUCGGUGUUGGAGUCGCAUAAGCUCCCAUACGCCUUCCCGUACUCCGAGUUCGAAUUCGACGCGGACCUCAACGCUAUCAUCCUCAGUCAGGGGAAGAGCUUCUUGCCAUUCGACAUUCAGUGUCCCCUGCAACCCGGCAACGCCGACUUGUACGCGGACUCGGCUGCUCAGGUGGACGAGUCGAAACUGCGGGAAUGGAGGAAGGCGCUUGCGCACGCCCGAAGCGUGGCAACCGCCAAAGCGUUCGAGAUCCCGGAAAGCGUCAGCGAGCAUAUCCAGCAGGAGUUUGUGGCGGAGCGAAAGAAGGAGCAGGAGGAAGCGAAGGAUUCGCAUGGUGGUGCUAGCAGCCAGGAGGGUGCGCUGGGUCAGGAGGAUCUGCUGCGCAGGAUGGCCAUCGUCCGCUUGCUCGCUCUGUCGCAUGGCGAGAAGAGUCUGUCGACCGACAUGUGGAAGAAGGCGGUCGAGCUGGACAAGACCUUGGCACAGCGCGUAGCGGCCACGCAGCAAGGCCAACAGCGACAGCAGCCCUCUGCUUCCACCAACGUUUCCCGAUGA